AUGCAGAAGUACCUUGGCGCCCAAGUAUGGUUACCAACUUUAUCAGGCAUUAUCAAAGACCUACACAGUAUCGAGCAGGACGCUCAGGCAGGCCAUGUCGAAAUAUGGACAACGAUCGCCAACUCGUACAUCCAGCCUGUCCUAUCGGCGUUCGGUAUCGUCGGUAACGUGUUCAUGCUCCUCACCAUCCAUUACGGGCAUUUGAGUGACUCACCUUACGUAUACCUUAAGUGCAUCGCCCUCGGUGAUCUGAUCCUCCUAAUCGUCAUCUGUGGCCUGUCCUUUGCCCGGUGCGCCACAUGUCAAUUCAGCCUUGAAACAGCCUACUACCUUAAGCUAUAUGACAGGUAUGUCUACCUGGUAUUGAGCAACCUGAUGAUCGGAUGGCUCGUGCUCCUCACCCUUGUUAUGACAAUCGAAAGGUUCGUCUACGUUCGAUGGCCUAUAAAAACCCAGAGUUGGUGUACGCGGGAACGUGCCAAAAGGGCUUGCGUAAUCUUGUUCCUAAUUGCGUGCAGCUCACAGCCGCUCCGGAUGUUUGAACAUAAGGUUUCAAUCAGCGAACAGAAGAUGCCACCAAUAGGCACCUCAUUAAGACAUACACCAGAUUUCAACUGUUCGUUUCCGGACGGAAAGAGCAAUCUUCGCUGUUAUAAUGACGAUUUCCCUUUGGCGACCCAACAAGACUCGACGGACCCUUGCCCUUGGCAGCCAAGAGGCAUUGACAAACUUGAUGGGAGCGGUUUUGCCAAAGUGCCGCAAUCAGCAGAUGGUCUUCAUUCUGUUCACUGUUUACACACGUUCUGUCGUUUGCCCCUUAUACCUCGCAACGCACCUUGGACGCCCGAUUCAGAUGUUGAAAGAAUGAAAGUGAUCAAAUAUGAAGACAAUAACAAUAUAACAGCCGUAGCAUUAGGCGUGGGCGAUGAGUUUCCAGGGACCCAGUCGGGUGAUCUGGUGGGUACAGCAUAUGUGCUUAAUGACACAUGCUGGUUCCUGAUUUCGCCGGCAUGGAACAAUCGUACCCCUGACUCGCUGUACGAGGCUUUCCUGGCACCAAUUCUGACUUCCGUUAAAUGCGUCCAAUCUCAGACUGGACUUGAUCUCACAUGGAAAGGAAAAUGGCGUCGUGCGUGGCUUCUAAUGUGGGACCGUUUCAACAUUGUCUGUACCGGCAUCCUUAUCACAUUCAAUGUCAUGAUUGUCUUUCUCGUUCAUCGAGCCAAUCAGGAAGCUCACGAACGUGUCCUGUCAGCGAACAAGCAAGCCGCAGUUUCCAAGAGGCGCAAAGAAGAAAACCGUCUUACGAUGUCGCUAAUGGCAUUGUGCUGCGUGAAGAUUAUUUCGGAAGUGACAUACAUCAGCAGCGAUGAGGAGUUUGCCUGGAUUUUCUACACGGAGUAUGAUCCGCCUGGAGUCCAACUCAAGUUCCAUCAGAUCCUUUCGAACGUCGUAGUAAUAUUCGAAUACUCAUCGUAUUUCUACCUUUUGGCGUUUAUUAACCGAAAGUUUAAGCGGGAGUUUCUUAAGCAGGUCGUCUACGGGAAAUUCCUACGGCAGCGGUACUUCGGCUCGAUCUUCAAUACCAUGUCGCUUUCUUCGCACGGGGGCUCUAUUGCUAGUACCAAGGACUGCAAUGACGCAUCGAUGAGCAAAGACGGAUCACUACGUAACUUUGCGGCGCUUGCUCCGACCAGCCCGAAUAAGCGCAAUAGGAAGCAGAAUCUAGACCUUGAAAGAGCCAUCCAGGAGUUUGGAGACAAGGCACUUUAAACAGGUAACAACACUUGCACUUGCACUGAUUAGUCCUGAAUAGAGAACGGUAAAGCUAAAAUGUCCUACGUCCAAUGAUCACGAUUCCUCGAAGGUGAUAAGCGGCUUUCUCAGGAAGAAAAUCUUCGGUGGACGCAUGGGAUAUUAACAUCAAAGCUACAGUCCCGUCAAUAGACUCAAGCUUAGAAUCUCGUUCGGAUCCACUUUCUUAGCGCGUACAUGAAAGUCUGAAAAGUGUCCUGAAUCACAGUCGAAAAUAAUAAAGGACGAGUAGCUACACUAACAUACACAGUGCGUACAUGUAAGGUGCGUACAACGAAGAAGAUUUGCCACACAGUUUAGAAGAAAGGAGGUCUUGAGAACUAUAACAUAUACUAACGGAAUCAAAUAUUAGUUCCUAGUUAAGUGAGAACAAAUGGGAGAAACUCGUUACAGAGUAGCAUUUGCGCCUGUAAGUUGUGAGAAACAAGCUUUUCAUAUCAUGCUCCGCCCUGUAACCAAUACAUUUUUCGUCUAUUUUGAGCCUUUAAGCCUUUGGAAAUGCAGUCAAAAAUCGAACAUCAUUUAUAUGUAAAAUCAUGGAAUCAGAUCAUCAUUAAAGAAAACACGAGGCCAAUAAGCACUAAGUCAUGAGCCAGUAAACAUCAAAAGCGAACUGUAAACUAAUCUAUCACGGGGCUAAAAAUGAUCUGCAUCAGUGGGCUUUUAUCGGACAACCGGUCCCUCCCAUGUGAAAAAUCACUUCGUUGAGGGUAACGUUCGAGUUGUGCGUCGGAACAAUAUAACAUUAAAAUUAUCAGAUAGCAUAAACAUCUUGUUGUCGCUCCUGAUCUACGUCAAAUUAAAGGUCGCCAAUUGUAGCUCUCUGUAAUUAGAUGUUCACGAAAGGAACAGAGCAAAACUAUUGUGAAUAAUACGGGCCGCUGAUCACGGUCAGCCACAGAACAGUGUUGUUCGCCGCGUCCAAAAGCUGCCUUUGAACAUUGGCUAACAGCAAAAUGGCUAACGAUCCUUUUGCAAUAUGUUGUUGAAUUUGUUCAUACCGUAUUGUCUUUUAAUGGCGUAUAGUGUCAGCGUUAACCGCUAAUUGGCUCUAUCCGACAGCGGGGAUCGUGCUUUUUAUAUUUAGUGUUUAAUAGCCCAACGCAGAUGUAUCAGUGAGUACUGCCAGCACCACGUAGCACAAAAUAAGAAACUCGUAAAAUUAAAUCGAAUAGCUAAUGCUGAAAUUUAAGUUAAGGCUUGCUCCUCUGCUUAAAGUUGUGUUCAUGUAUUCUAUACGGGGGAGCAGUCUGGACCUUGAAAAGGCGAUCAUCUAUCUAGAUGUACAAUUUGGUAUGUAUACUGUAAUAUUGCCAAGCUAUUGUGCAUUGUUCUCUAUAAUAUUGCUAACAGACAAACGCGUAUCAAUUUAUCUGUACUUGUAUGUGGGACAGGCAUCUUAUCCAUUAUAUAUGGAAAACUCACGAUUGUCCCCGAUCAUAGUCGUACAAUAACAGAACUACGUUCUACUCCUCGCACUUUGUUGUUGUGAUAUAAACAUGACCUAUACUAUUAACAACUAUGUGAUCUGUUGCUGGACAGGUCGAAUUUUCUACGAAUGCUAGCAUAAAUUGUUUCGAUCGACACCAACACAAUUUGGGACGGAGAUCUUCAAUUUUGUAAUAGCAAAAACAUAUCAAAAAAGAAAGACCUUCCACCUGCAGUGGCCUAUACACGUAGGCAAAAAAAACCGAUCGUGUAUACCGCUUUCUAUCCGUCGUCGUCGACGUAAAAUUCUUAAUAGCGAUUUCCUGCACAGCUAAGCUUUGUGCAGCUCUGAAAAGGCGCAGUGAUGAACACAAAUGGAAAGCGGCUGCCAGAACUGCGGUGUACUAGGGAAUCGCCUAUUAGCGUUUAGUAAUUUCCUUACUCCAUACAUGUAGAGGAAAGUAGUUCUGUCAUAACGGGAAAUAGACGAAAAGAUACUCAAAAGAUGCUGAUGAAUUGACCUGCGCCCAUAAAUUUUGACGUUCUUACUAAUUGUUGCGCGUCUUCUUUCGCAGAAGCUAGAAACUAUACAACAUACUGUAUGUUUUCCGUAAGGCCUUAGUGAAGACUAAUUUAAAAAGUGUGAAAUAAGGCAGCAAAGUCCCUCUGGGAAAUCUCAUGCAUUGCAACUGUAUUAAAGCUCUAGUCGAAAGCGUAUGUUAUGACACAAUAUCACACACAGGUACUAAUCAUAAUGAUUCUUAUGAAUAUUACACGUGCUUAUGCUAAUACACAAUAAUGUGUAAACUGAAUAAAAUGCGUAAAAAAGCUUCAAAAACUCUUUUGGCUGGCGUUUGGACAGAGAAAAGGGCCUCAAUAUUGACACUGUUCCUAUUACCUUCUGUGUAUUUUCACUCCCGCGCAACAUUGUUCUCGCAACGAGUUCAAGCAAAUUGUACAGUAGAUCAAUGUAAGCGUGCUAGCUAGCAUUUAACUAGGAGAACUUCCACCGUUUUUUUUUGUUCUGCUUUCAUAUUUGAAGAUUUAAGUUUAACUAAUAUAGCCCGGGUUGUUCUAAUGACGGGAACUUCGCUAGCAAACGAGAUGUAGUUUGCACGUCAGGAUACGUAUUGUUAAAACGUUUAAAAUUUACGUAUAAAUUCCUGCAGCACGACAAGGUUUCCUUAUAUUGUCUCUUUGGGUCAGAUGGCUUUCCUAAGACACAGUUGCAUAUUCCAAACGUAGACGUCUUUUUCGUUCUUCGCAAAGCUGGCACAUUUUUAAUCUAACUAUUUAUCGAACCUAAUUAAAACUUUCAUUAUAAUACUAAGUAAUUUUUAUUAAAAUAAUGUGUGCCUCUGUGUUCGAAAAGUACAAAAGUAAGUUAUGUGUAGGCCCCUUCCCCACCGAUAUAUUGAUUGAACUCAUAUUAAGAACAACGUUUUUAUUCAUUGUUUAGCUUUUAUCCUCUGCUAUGCCACCUCCCCCACAGUGCGGUCGAGCAAAUUCACAUUUAGAAUAGUAUUACCAUUAUUAUUAUCAUUUAAAAAAUGAUGUGUAAUUCUGAUCGAUAAAGAACUGUAUUAUUACAGUUACAAAUUAUCUGUUUUUUUUUUUUACUGGAUAUACAAACAUUGGAUUAGAUACGUUCACAGGCAUGUUCCCGUAAUCAAUCAUAUUAAUCUAGUGGAAUGCUUUUAGUUAACCAAUAACGCGGUGGUAACAGCCAUGUCUUGCUAGACCUAGUCGAUAUUCAAUGAUUAUUUAUAUUUAAUAGAGGUAAAUUGUGAUAAUUUAAAAUCUGAGCAUCUAAUUAAAUUCAAAUUAUGGAAAAUAAUAGCAUUUACUGGAGAUAUACCUCUUGUUACGCGCCAGAAAACUAUUUGUGUACUUCGCUGUGAUUCUACCUCCUUUAUUCACUAAGAUGACUUAAUGAGAGAGACAGGUAGAAGCAGAUAGAUCGAUAACAGCGUUUGUUCACUGAAUGAUAUAACUUCUCAACAUAACAUAAGUAAUAAUCGUAAGUAAGUAAUUUUAUGCUUCCUGGAGCGUACAGAAGAAGUCUGCACCAAAACCAGGAACCUGCUGAUACAUACACACGUUAAUAAAGAAAAUACUAGUAGGAAAUAAUAGAUUUCAUUGCCGUCCAGUAUUUCUUAAAACAAUAGUUGGCCUUCUGGAUAACUCUCUUUUUGAAUUCAUUAACAAGAUUUGGGCACCUCGUUGUUUUUUGGUAAAAAAAGAAGACAGAAAUCUCAGUUGCAGCACAGAGCAUGUAUGCCUUCAAAUCGACCAGAUCAUGUGCAUUGAUAUGCGGAGGUUUUCGAACGAAAUUCAGAAAUUUCAAUAGAGCCACCAGUUUAUAAAAAUUCAAUCGCCAGUAACCAAAUAAUUAGCUGGUAGUCAAGAGAAAAUUAUUUUCAUGUUCACGUCGUCAGAUCUGUCAGUAACGUUCAAUGCGGCAAAAAGAUAUUUGUUUAGAAACGGUGAGUUCGUGAUCUUAUAACAAUUCUAUCUGCACAACCGUAUGACACUUAAAUGAGGCCGUAUAAACACUGUAAGGAUUUUUGUGUCUACUAGAUAGCCGUAUUGGGAGGCCUUGGAAAAUGGGUGGGCAUACAUAUUAACUGACAUCGCAAAGCCUGCCCUGUAGAGCAAAACAAAUCCGUGAGCUAACAUGCACGUAAGCUGUGUUACAUCGACAACUUUCAAGAAUCAGAUGUUUCGUUCGCAUAAAGAAUUUUUGACGGCUUGGGCAGCUAAGGGUCUGGUCGAAAGAAAUUAAGAAUUGCUCCAUCAGGUUCCAAUAACGAUGUAAGUACUAUACAAUUGACAUUAAUUUAAAAAAAAAAAAGUGAUCUCUAGAUAAAUUAGUCUAAAAGCCGAACAAUAGUAAAGGUACUAUUUCGAUCAUGUAUUACUGCAGAGCAUUUCUAGAGUACCCAUAUAUAUACUCAGUCGAAAACCUAAUUAUAUAUAGGCUUACAUGCUACCAUUUUAAUUAAUUAGUAUCUUCAUCUACACAGAAAGAAUUAUGUGGCGCAUGUUUAGUAUAGCUAAUUUCCUAGAGUAUUUGGAUUUAGUAGACCUUUCAUUUUCCUCUAUCUCUGGACCUGGUUCGUUUGUCUGUCCUCGGGGCAAAAGGUAAAAACAGUCCAUACAACGUGAAGAAUGACCAUCUCAACUAAAGUAGUCUGCUAAGACGGUUUUUCUAAAGUUCGAUUGAAGCAAUGUAUUUUUUCCUGUAAACGGACGAGCUUAGCUUGGCUUCUGUUCUCUUAGCUAGGCUAAUGAAGUUACAUGUCAGACUAAAGGCGGCGGGUAAAUCGUUCGGUGGCAGAAUAUUCAAUCCAAUACGUAGACGACAUUUAGAAAGGGUCACAGCUACUGGACGUUGGCUGUCUGAAGCGAUUUUAAAGCCUGAACAGUAAUUCUAGAGGUUUGUAGUAGACGAAGGUGGAAAAACGAGACACAACUUUACUAGUUAAAAUUUCAUCUCUCUGUGAAAUGGAAAUGGUUUGUAAUAAAGAUUUGAAAGCUUAGAUGUAAGAGUAAAAGAUACACUCUUCCAAAACAUCAUUCCAUAUACCCAACAGUAAAUGCAAUAAUAAUAAUG
Molecule: messenger RNA, 6859 nt
Organism: Varroa destructor (honeybee mite)
Lineage: Eukaryota; Metazoa; Arthropoda; Arachnida; Mesostigmata; Varroidae
Cellular component (GO): membrane
Source: RefSeq, a predicted model, not a curated record